Molecule: messenger RNA, 459 nt
Organism: Prosopis cineraria
Lineage: Eukaryota; Viridiplantae; Streptophyta; Magnoliopsida; Fabales; Fabaceae
Exons: 1
Coding region: 1-459 (152 amino acids)
Source: RefSeq, a predicted model, not a curated record
AUGGGAAGUGAUUUUGAAGAGAAGAUGAAUCACCCACGUCAUCCUCAGCAUCCAAUAAUAUUCAAAAGCGAAGGAGAUCCAUUCAAAUGCAGUGGCUGCGUGGAAGAAGGGUAUGGCCCAAGGUACCAGUGCCACGAAACUGGUUGUCUCUUCGUCCUUCACGACCACUGUGCCAGGGCUCGCCCCCGCGACGGCCCAAGAUUCCACCCGUUCAUGAAGGAGAGCCUGUUCGAAUUCCUCUGGGAACCGCCGGGGACGGAAGAACGAUGUUGCGAUGCUUGCGGGCAGGACAUCCGAGGAUUUCUGUAUCGUGACCAAUCCGAAAACGACUUUGAUUUGCAUCCUUGUUGCAUGAACCUAACAGACAUAACCAUCUCUGAUGAUGGCGAUGAAAUGAUGCUGAAUCUUAGAUGCAAAGUGCCCUCUAAGUGUCAGAUGCAAGAGGAAGGAUCUAAAUGA